AUGUCCGGCCUAUCCACGCCGUCUCUGCCAUUCUACAGUGCUACUCCGAAAAAUGGUAGACGUUCGCCAUCUCCAACUCGACGGUCGACGGCUGUCUCGUCCGCAACGACAUCUACAUACUCUAAGCUUUCUCCAGAGGAAGUUGCCGGCCGCUUGACCACGUCCCUCGUACACGGUCUUUCUCCCGCCGAUGCCGAUGCCCGUCUCCUACAGCAUGGGCCUAACGAACUUCCUCAUGACGAACCCGAGCCUCUCUGGCUACGAUUUCUCAAGCAGUUUAAAGAGCCGUUGAUUCUUCUGCUCCUCGCAUCAGCUGCUAUUUCCUUCUUGAUGCAAAAUUACGACGAUGCUGUGAGCAUCACUCUCGCAGUGACAAUUGUAGUCAGCGUCGGGUUUGUACAGGAAUACCGGUCUGAGAAGUCACUAGAGGCGCUCAAUCGAUUAGUACCCCAUUUCGCCCAUUUGAUCCGUAACGUCCCAACCCAUGGUUUUGGUACUCCGCAAACCGUAGCCAAGAAGGAAGAGUAUGAAAUGGCCGAUCUUUCAAAUGGGCCAACUCACCCAGUUGGGCCGGCGGCAAAGGCAUCGACAACAGUUACGGCCUCAAACCUUGUGCCCGGUGACUUGAUCAUAUUUUCCACAGGAGACCGCAUCCCAGCUGAUGUACGAAUCACAUCUGCAGCAGGUCUUACUAUUGAUGAGUCGAAUUUAACCGGAGAGAACGAACCAGUCUGCAAGGUUUCAAAUUCACUGGGCCAGCCUCCAAAGCAAUUUCAAGAUGGCAAAAAUUCCCCAUUCUAUGAUUCGCCCGCUGCUGGAACAGUUGGCACCGACCUUCGAUUGAACGAGCAACAUAACAUUGCAUUUAUGGGAACAUUGGUCAGAUCAGGCCAUGGACAAGGCAUCGUUAUUGCGACUGGACCCAACACCGAGUUCGGAAGCAUAUCAGCUUCGCUACAAGAUAUUGAGAGCCCCAGGACACCGUUACAGCUAUCCAUGGACCGGCUUGGCCAGGAAUUAAGCUACAUGUCAUUCAUUGUGAUUGGCAUCAUUGUUGUGAUCGGGCUAAUACAAGGUCGAAAACUGCUAGAAAUGUUUACUAUCGGAGUGUCCCUUGCUGUUGCUGCGAUCCCCGAAGGUCUCCCAAUCAUUGUGACCGUGACACUUGCGCUUGGUGUCUUGAGAAUGGCCAAUCGUGGCGCAAUCGUAAGACGGCUACCUAGUGUAGAAACUCUGGGUUCUGUCAACGUUGUGUGCAGUGACAAAACCGGCACAUUAACUUUGAACCAUAUGACUGUGACCAAAAUGUGGCAUUACGAUAUUGAAGAACCAUUUGAGGUAACCAAGGAACACAACGUACUUAACCUUACCCCUGCCGCUCGAACAAUCAUGCGGGUUGGGAACAUUGCGAACAAUAGCAGACUAUCAAGAGCUCAUGCAAAUUCUCCAGCAACUGCAGCCGAGGCUGCAGUCUUAUCUUCCACGAUGGAUAGUUCAUCGGGGGCCGUAAAAAGCCGCUGGGUUGGCCAGCCUACCGAUGUUGCCAUUCUUGACAUGCUGGAUAUGCUUGGUGAAGACGAUGCUCGGGACGUUAUUAGUGGCCGCAUUUCAGAGACUCCAUUUAGCUCGGAACGAAAAUGGAUGGGAGUUAUCGUUGCAAGUGCAAACUCAACAGAUAAUACUCUCAGUCACAGCGGCUCGGACAUGGCAUAUAUCAAAGGUGCCUUGGAAGAGGUUUUAAAAAGAUGUGAUACCUACCUUACCAAGGACGGAAGAGAGGUUAUUUUAGAUGAACAGCGGAGGAAGGCUGCUAAAACAGCUGCCGAGUCAAUGGCUCAGGAAGGUCUUCGGGUGCUUGGCUUUGCCAGUGGGCCAAUCAGAAGCCAGACUGCUGCUUCGAAGCAUACAAGUAAUGAUGAAAAGCGCUACACAGGGCUCAUAUUCUCGGGCCUAGUUGGCAUGAAUGACCCGCCAAGAAAAGAUGUUCACAAGUCCAUCCGACGGCUCAUGGCCGGAGGAGUGAAGGUUAUUAUGAUAACCGGUGACGCAGAGACCACAGCUCUUGCUAUUGCAAAGAAGCUUGGGAUGCCAAUAAAUUCUUCCUCAGCGGCGCGGCCAGUCCUUCGGGGUGAUGAGAUCGAUCAUAUGAGUACCGAAGAGCUGGCACAGACGAUUUCUGGUACAUCGAUUUUCGCAAGAACGAGUCCAGAUCAUAAGAUGAAGAUUGUGAAAGCUCUUCAAUCCCGUGGCGAUGUUGUUGCAAUGACUGGCGAUGGAGUUAAUGAUGCCCCGGCAUUGAAAAAGGCAGAUAUUGGUAUAUCUAUGGGUAAACUAGGCACCGAUGUAGCCAAAGAGGCAGCGGACAUGAUCUUGACGGAUGACGACUUUUCGACGAUUCUACGAGCAAUUGAGCAAGGAAAGGGAAUAUUUUAUAACAUUCAAAACUUCAUCACGUUCCAGUUAAGUACGAGCGUGGCUGCACUGAGCUUAGUCCUUCUUAGCACAGGACUUGGCUUCAAAAAUCCUCUAAAUGCCAUGCAAAUACUAUGGAUCACAUCGUUACUGACAAUAUGGCCAGAUAUUCUCAUGGACGGCCCGCCGGCUCAAUCCCUCGGAGUCGAGCCAGUUGACCCAUCAAUAAUGGUCCGACCUCCUCGUUCCAAGCAUGCCCGUGUUCUCACCAAACCCUUAAUCCGUCGUGUCUUAACCUCCGCGUGCUUCAUCAUGAUAGGCACUCUUUCCGUGUAUAUUCACCAGAUGGCCGAUCACACCGAUGAAGUUUCAGGAGCACAUUCCCGCGUAGUUACUCGCCGGGAUACCACCAUGACAUUUACCUGCUUCGUCCUCUUUGACAUGUUCAAUGCCCUCGCGUGCCGAUCCGAAUCCAAAUCAUUGCUACGUGGCGAGAUAGCUCUCACCGGCAAUAAAAUGUUCAACUAUGCCGUUCUAGGGUCUCUAUUUGGCCAAGCCUGUGUUAUAUACUUACCUAUUCUACAAGGGAUUUUCCAGACAGAAAGCUUGGGUUUUUGGGAUCUGGUUUGUUUAGUGUGUAUUUCUAGUUCUGUGUUUUGGGCUGAUGAAGUCAGGAAAUAUCUACUAUGGAAGAAAAAGAUAGGUGGCAUGGGAGUUCCAACUUCAUCGUCUGGGGGGAUGGUUGCUAGUGUUAUUGGGUACAGCGGAAAUGUGUAA
Microsporum canis CBS 113480 is the source of this 3189-nucleotide messenger RNA. RefSeq names its product calcium-transporting ATPase 1. The record is from RefSeq and is a predicted model, not a curated record. The transcript is spliced from 2 exons. Gene Ontology annotation, molecular function: P-type calcium transporter activity; ATP hydrolysis activity; ATP binding. NCBI's taxonomy places the organism in Eukaryota, Fungi, Ascomycota, Eurotiomycetes, Onygenales, Arthrodermataceae. Gene Ontology annotation, cellular component: plasma membrane; endoplasmic reticulum; Golgi membrane. The coding region runs from base 1 to 3189 and encodes 1062 amino acids. Gene Ontology annotation, biological process: calcium ion transmembrane transport; intracellular calcium ion homeostasis; manganese ion transport.